AUGGUCGACCCAGCGGGUGCUGGAGAGGCGGCGCUGUUGGCGAGCGAGGAUGUAGCGAUAGAUGCGCGACUGCAGGCGGUGCUUAUAGUAGGGGAGGGUGUCGAGGCGGAAGUCGAGGAUGCGCUCACGGUAUUUCUGGCGGACGGCGACGGGGGAGAGGAAGCGCAGCAGGGUCUGGCGUUGGUUCGGACGGGGCUGGCCGAACAAGCGUCGGAAGGGCCUGAAGAGAGCCACCUUGCCGAGCUGUCUGCCUGA
Diaporthe batatas is the source of this 255-nucleotide messenger RNA. RefSeq lists its product as uncharacterized. The coding region runs from base 1 to 255 and encodes 84 amino acids. Lineage: Eukaryota; Fungi; Ascomycota; Sordariomycetes; Diaporthales; Diaporthaceae. The record is from RefSeq and is a predicted model, not a curated record. The transcript has a single exon.